CUGCGAAGACAGGCAUUCAUUGGUUCAUUGAAGAUCUAUCCUCCUUGCCUUCUUGCCGUGGCAUUAACAAGUGCUCCAAGCAUUCACGACGCGAUUCCCAAAUCACUCUAGCGUGACCCCACCCCAGCCAUCCUACGUCAACCAUCGCUCAACUUCCUGAGACAUCUGCAUCACCCAAACCAUUUCCCACAACACGAUAGAGCUCUAAAACUACAAUUCAGCAAUGUCGUCUCGUUGUUCUAGUAAUGCGCAAUCACUCGCGUCUUCCGUCAAUGUGACCGCGCUUCUAUACGAGCAGUAUCAGAACGCACCGAAAGAUGAUUGGGAUCGGCUCUUGAAAUGCUGGGGCAUCUCUGACUGUGGAGACUGUCAUCGUAGUAAAGGGUCCUGUGGAUGGUGUCCAAUUUCUUCAACGUGUCUUCCUCUGCCCACUGACCGCCUUUCUAGAGCAUUCCCGCUCUUGACGCCAGUCAGGUACAAAGGCAUCUGCGCCGUCGGCUCCGAGCGAUUUGAGCUUAGGACCAGUGGCUUGGGCUGUCAGGUCUCUACGAUCACAUUCUUGACCGCUAUUGUCACUAUCUUUGCGACCAUCUUCGGGCUCUUGGUCAUCUACGGUUUGACGAUUGUCGGCAAAUGGCUCUACCUCGUGAGCCAGGGAAGCAACAACGGCUGGGUUCAGUAUGCAGAUGGCACAGGAGAGGUCUGGAUCAGGAAGGAGAGCUGGGGCAAAUGGUGGAGGAGAACUAUCGGGCGACAGAAAGAGUCUGAAAUUGAAGAGGUAGAUGAGGGUACGAACGAGAUAGGCUGGAAUUGGUGGAGGAUGGCGAAGAGGAGUAUCAACGGAUCUGCUGAUGAAGGACGGGUGCGCCUUGAGUGAUCUGCUCCGACUCAAGCAUGCUGGCUGCUUCACGAUGGACCAAUCCAUUCUUACCUUCACUUACGUCAUCAGUCGCAACAUUGAGUUUCGUUUGCAGUGAACCAGUCCUUCUCUUACCUUACUUUCCAGCGCACGUGCGUCCCCGCGUGGCCCCACUGCAUAAGGUCUGCUCCUCUACCCUGCGCACAUUCUUCUUUCUUAACUCCCACUCACAACCCGACCAGCUUUCGUACAGUUAGACAAUAAACCUUCCAGCUCUGUCA
Molecule: messenger RNA, 1140 nt
Organism: Boeremia exigua
Lineage: Eukaryota; Fungi; Ascomycota; Dothideomycetes; Pleosporales; Didymellaceae
Exons: 2
Coding region: 224-877 (217 amino acids)
Source: RefSeq, a predicted model, not a curated record